GAGAAAGAAAGAAGAAGAGAGAGAGGGAGGGUGAACGGAAAUAUUGCUUUAUUCUGAAAAAAAAAUGGGUAUUAAUAAUGGCCAAUGUUUCAUUUAAACCUAUGAGUAGGUGUGAUGUGGUAUUGACAAGAAUGUAUAUUUUGUGUAUUUGAAGUGGAGAGCUCUAUAAAUAUUUAUUAAGUUUACUUGUUCUGGAUCUGAGUUCGAGUCCUUGAUAUCCUUAUUAAUUUUCUGUCUCACUGAAUCUAAGUCUCUUUGUAUCUGGGUGUUAGGAUCGUUAGCUCUUGUUGUUGUAUUGAUCCUUUUACCACUAUAUCUUUGUUGCUUUAAAAUCUAUUUUAUCCGCUAUGAGAAUUGCAACUCCUGCUUUUUAUUUAUUUAUUUAUUUUUCCUCUCCAUUUGGUUGGUAAAUCUUUCUCCAUUCCAUUGUUUUGAGUCUUUGUGUAUCCUUGCAUGUGAAACAGGUCUGGAUGUAACAUGCCGUUGGGUUUUGGCUGUGUCUUUUGAUUGGGGGAUUUAGUCGAUUUAUAUUUAGGGUUACUGCCAUUUGAUGUUAACUGGCUGUUUGAUCCAUUUGUUGAUGAAAAUUCUUCUUUAUGUUGGUGCUCUUUACUUUUCGGUAUAUUUUUAGUAAGGCUAAUACUGGUUGUUUCUUUGUGUGUGUAAUGCCUCUUUCAGAAGCUCUUGUAAAGCAGGCCUGGUGGUAAUAAAAUCUCUGAGUACUUGCUUGUUCAUAAAAGAUUUUAUUUUUCCUUCAGUUGUGAAGCUUAGUUUGGCUGGAUAUGAAAUUCUGGGCUGAAGGUUCUGUUCUUUGAGGAUGUUGAAUAUGGGUCCCCACUCUCUUCUGGCUUGUAGAGUUUCUGCUGAGAGAUCUGCUGUAAGUCUGAUAGGCUUGCCUUUGUGGGUAACUGACCUUUCUCUCUGGCUGCCCUUAGUAUUUUCUCCUUCGUUUCAACCCUGGUGAAUCUAACGAUUAUGUGCCUUGGGGUUGCUCUUCUUGAGGAAUAUCUUUGUGGUGUUCUCUGUAUUACCUGGGGUUGAGUAUUGACCUGCUUUGCUAGUUCAGAAAAAUUUUCCUGAAUAAUAUCCUGAAGGGUAUUUUCCAGCUUGGAUUCAUUCUCUCCGUUGCAUUCAGGUACACCUAUCAAAUGUAAAUUUGGUCUUUUACAUAGUCCCACAUUUCUUGGAGACUUUGCUCAUUCUUUUUUAUCCUUUUAUCUCUAAUCUUGUCUUCUUGUUUUCUUUCAUUAAGUUGGACUUUGACCUCUGAUAUCCCUUCUUCUGCUUGAACAAUUCGAGUGUUUAAACCUGUGCAUACUUCUCGGAGUUCCUGUAUUCUUCAGUUCCAUUAAUUCACUUAUAUUCCUCUCUAAGUUGUCUAUUUUCAAUAGGAUUUCGUCAAACCUUUUUUCAAAGUUCCUAGUUUCUUUACAUUGGGCUACAACAUGUUCUUUUAACUCACAGAAGUUUCUUAUUAUCCAUUCCCUGAAGCAUGAUUCUGUUAUUGUGAUGCGCUCGUUCUCCAUCAAGCCUUGUUCCAUUGUUGAUGUGGAACUGUGAUCAUCUUUAGAGGGAGAAGCGUUCUGAUUUUGAGUAUUCUCAGCCUUUUUACGCUGGUUUCUUCCCAUCAUUGUAAAUUUAUCCUCCUGUCAUCUUUGAAAUUACCAACUUUCAGAUUAGGUCUCUUGAUUGGACAUCCAAGUGGUUAGUUCCCAGGGCCAGAAUGGCAGCGUUAAGACUGGUGGUGCUUUUCUGCCCAGGAUUCUCCUGUCUGGCUUCCUUCUUGUGUCCGUAAUGGGUGACUCUGCCUUCCCGGGGCUCCAAACCUCGGUCAGAAGGGGAACCAGUCUCGUUUACUCUGCGCUGAGAGCUGCCGCGCUGAGGUGCUGUCACAGCCGCUGUGCAGGUCUCAGAAGUCGUGCUGGGGACCCGUGUCGGUCCUCUAAACCUCAGUCAGAAGGGGAGCCGGCCCUGUUUACUCUGCUCCGAGAGCUGCCACGCCGAGGUGCCAGCGAAACCGCUGCGCCAGCCACAAGAGUUGUGCUGGCAGCCCGUGUGGGUCCUCCACUGGGGAUCUUCUGCUCCUUAAAAAUUCAAGAUGUCCAUUUACGCUUUGAAGAUGGUAUCACCAAUCCAUCCCAUCCUUUUGCAUUUGGCAUCUGCAUUAAGAAUGUGUCCAUGCAAAAUGCUGUGAAUGAGCCUGUACAGAAACUAAUGCGGAAAAAGCAGUUAGACGUAGCUGAAUUUAGCAUCUAUUGGGAUGUUGAUUGCACUUUACUGGGAGAUUUGCCUCAGGUGGAGUUACAGGAGGCCAUGGCCAAAAGCAUGGAGAGUCGCAGCCAUCACUACGUCCUGGAGCCUGUUUUUGCAUCUGCUCUUUUGAAGAGAAACUGCUCCAAGAAGCCCCUGCGGUCUCGGCACAGUCCCCGUAUUGAUUGUGAUAUUCAGCUGGAGACCAUUCCCUUGAAACUCUCUCAGCUGCAAUACCGGCAAAUCAUGGAAUUCCUCAAGGAGCUGGAGCGAAAGGAGAGGCAGGUGAAGUUCCGAAGGUGGAAACCCAGAGUGGCGAUAUCUAAGAACUGCCGGGAAUGGUGGUAUUUUGCUUUGAAUGCUAACUUGUAUGAGAUCAGAGAGCAGAGGAAACGUUGCACCUGGGACUUUAUGUUGCACCGCGCUCGUGAUGCUGUAUCUUACACUGACAAAUAUUUCAACAAGUUAAAAGGAGGCCUGCUGUCCACAGAUGACAAGGAGGAAAUGUGUCGGAUUGAAGAGGAACAGAGCUUUGAGGAAUUGAAGAUUUUGCGUGAACUGGUUCAUGAUCGAUUUCAUAAACAAGAAGAACUAGCAGAGAGUCUGCGGGAGCCUCAGCUUGAUUCUCCGGGAGCCUCUCUGGGAGACCCAGAACCUGGUGGAGGCAGUGGGAUGCUGCAUUAUCUUCAGUCCUGGUUUCCUGGAUGGGGUGGCUGGUACGGGCAGCAAACCCCAGAAGGGAAGGUGGUCGAGGGACUGUCAGCAGAGCAACAGGAGCAGUGGAUUCCCGAGGAGAUCCUGGGAACUGAGGAGUUUUUUGACCCCACUGCUGAUGCCUCGUGUAUGAACACAUACACAAAGCGAGAUCAUGUCUUUGCCAAACUGAAUUUGCAGUUGCAGCGGGGUACAGUGACUCUGUUACACAAGGAACAGGGAACUCCUCAAAUGAAUGAAAGCGCUUUCAUGCAGCUCGAGUUUUCAGAUGUAAAACUUCUAGCAGAGUCUCUUCCUCGAAGAAAUUCCUCUUUGCUUUCAGUCCGGUUGGGUGGACUGUUUCUUCGAGACUUGGCUACAGAAGGAACUAUGUUUCCUCUUCUAGUCUUCCCUAAUCCACAAAAAGAAGUUGGCAGAGUCUCACAAUCUUUUGGUCUACAGACUACAUCUGCAGACAGAAGUGAUCAUUACCCAGCUGCAGACCCAGAUGACCCAGUUUUUGAGAUGCUGUAUGAGAGAAAUCCAGCACAUAGCCACUUUGAGAGGCGGCUCGAUGUCAGCACAAGGCCCUUGAACAUCAUAUACAAUCCCCAGGCCAUUAAAAAAGUGGCGGACUUUUUCUACAAGGGAAAGGUUCAUACCUCAGGUUUUGGUUAUCAGUCUGAACUUGAGUUGAGAGUGGCUGAAGCUGCCCGAAGACAAUAUAACAAGCUGAAGAUGCAGACCAAGGCAGAAAUCCGGCAAACUCUUGAUCGUUUGCUAGUGGGUGAUUUCAUUGAGGAGAGUAAACGAUGGACAGUGCGACUGGAUAUUUCUGCCCCUCAGGUGAUAUUUCCUGAUGAUUUCAAAUUCAAGAAUCCUGUGUUAGUUGUUGUGGAUCUAGGAAGAAUGCUUUUGACGAAUACCCAAGAUGACUCUAAGAGAAAAAGUAGGGAUGGGUCAGCAUCUGAAGAGACCCAGUUUAGCGAUGAUGAAUAUAAGACCCCCCUGGCCACACCUCCUAACACCCCACCUCCCGAGACAAGCAGCAGCAAUGGAGAGAAAACUCCUCCCUUUGCUGGAGUUGAAUUCAGUGAAGAACAGCUUCAAGCACAUUUAAUGAGCACAAAGAUGUAUGAGAGGUACUCUCUGUCAUUUAUGGACCUCCAGAUCAUGGUUGGACGAGUGAAAGACAAUUGGAAACAUGUCCAGGAUAUUGAUGUGGGACCAACCCAUGUGGUGGAGAAGUUCAACGUUCACCUGCAGUUAGAGCGUCGAUUGAUUUACACUUCAGAUCCCAAAUAUCCAGGAGCCGUGCUGUCAGGCAACUUACCAGACUUAAAAAUCCACAUUAAUGAAGAUAAAAUAUCUGCACUAAAGAAUUGCUUUUCUCUCCUCACCACCCCAGAAAUGAAAACUUCGGACACUCAAAUUAAAGAAAAGAUUUUUCCCCAGGAGGAGCAGCGGGGAAGUUUGCAGGACUCGGUAAUGAAUUUAACCCAGAGCAUUGUGAUGUUGGAGCAGCAUACCCGGGAGGUUCUGGUGGAGUCGCAGCUCCUCCUGGCGGAAUUUAAAGUUAACUGUAUGCAGCUUGGUGUUGAGAGCAACGGCCACUAUAUUUCCGUGCUCAAGGUGUUUGGUACCAAUGCUCACUUUGUGAAGAGGCCUUAUGAUGCUGAAGUCUCCCUAACUGUGCAUGGUUUGCUCCUGGUAGAUACCAUGCAGACAUAUGGUGCUGAUUUUGACCUUUUGAUGGCCUCACAUAAGAACUUGAGCUUUGAUAUUCCAACAGGAAGCCUCCGGGAUAGCAGGGCCCAGUCUCCUGUCUCUGGACUAAAUACAGCCCACAUAGCUGAUGAAGCUGCAGUGAACGAUGGAUCAGCUACUAGUGUUUCGCUUGACAACAUUCUCAGCAAAGAACAGGAGUCUCUUAUUAAGUUGGAAUAUCAGUUUGUGAGUUCAGAGUGCCCAUCGAUGAAUUUGGAUAGCACUCUUCAGGUGAUUUCAUUACAGGUGAAUAAUUUAGAUAUUAUCCUCAAUCCAGAGACAAUUGUGGAGCUAAUUGGUUUUCUUCAAAAAUCCUUUCCCAAAGAAAAAGAUGAUUUAAGUCCUCAACCUUUAAUGACUGAUUUCGAAAGAAGCUUUAGAGAGCAAGGGACCUACCAGUCUACGUAUGAACAAAACACUGAGGUUGCAGUGGAAAUCCAUAGGCUUAACUUACUGCUUCUUCGGACAGUGGGAAUGGCCAAUGGAGAGAAAUAUGGCAGAAAAAUUGCAACUGCGAGUAUAGGUGGCACCAAAGUGAAUGUCUCAAUGGGUAGCAUGUUUGACAUGAAUGGUUCUCUCGGCUGUUUGCAGCUUAUGGAUCUGACACAUGAUAAUGUUAAAAACCAGUAUGUUGUCAGCAUUGGGAAUUCUGUAGGCUAUGAAAAUAUCAUCAGUGAUAUUGGCUACUUUGAAUCUGUGUUUGUCAGAAUGGAAGAUGCAGCCCUCACUGAAGCUUUGAGUUUCACGUUUGUUGAGAAAUCUAAACAGGAGUGUUUUCUCAACCUGAAGAUGGCUUCUUUACACUAUAACCACUCUGCUAAGUUUUUGAAGGAGUUGACUUUAUCCAUGGAUGAACUGGAAGAAAAUUUUCGAAGUAUGCUGAAAAGUGCAGCCACCAAAGUCACCACCGUACUAGCUACCAAGACUGCCGAGUAUAGCGAGAUGGUGUCGCUCUUUGAAACUCCAAGGAAGACUCGGGAACCCUUUAUCUUAGAGGAAAAUGAAAUAUAUGGGUUUGACCUAGCUUCAUCUCAUUCGGACACUGUAAAGCUAAUCUUGAACAUAAACAUUGAAUCACCAGUUGUUUCUAUCCCUCGGAAGCCGGGGAGUCCUGAGUUGUUGGUGGGACACUUGGGACAGAUAUUCAUCCAGAAUUUUGUGGCUGGAGAUGAUGAAUCCAGAAGUGACCGCCUGCAGGUGGAAAUCAAGGACAUUAAACUAUAUUCUUUGAAUUGUACCCAGUUGGCAGGUAGAGAAGCUGUUGGGUCUGAAGGAAGCCGGACCUUUUGCCCACCUUCCAGGUCUGGCAGUGCCAAUAGUCAGGAGGAAGCUCAUUUCACACGACAUGAUUUCUUUGAAUCUUUGCAUAGAGGUCAAGCUUUUCACAUCCUGAACAAUACUACCAUUCAGUUUAAACUGGAGAAGAUCCCUAUAGAGAGAGAAUCUGAAUUGACUUUUUCUCUUAGCCCAGAUGACCUGGGAACUUCUAGCAUCAUGAAGAUUGAAGGAAAAUUUGUCAAUCCAGUUCAGGUGGUAUUAGCAAAGCACGUGUAUGAGCAGGUUUUACAAACGCUGGACAAUCUCGUGUACAGUGAAGAUCUGAAUAAGUAUCCAGCCAGUGCUACCUCCUCUCCUUGCCCUGAUUCUCCUCUGCCUCCCCUCGGUACCUGUGAAGAAUCUUCCGUUGAAAGGAAGGAGAAUGGAUUGUUCAGCCACUCCAGCCUUUCUAACACCUCUCAGAAGUCCUUGUCAGUGAAGGAAGUCAAAUCCUUUACUCAGAUUCAAGCCACCUUUUGUAUAUCAGAGCUUCAGGUUCAGCUGAGUGGAGAUCUGACUUUGGGGGCCCAAGGUCUUGUGAGCUUAAAGUUUCAGGAUUUUGAGGUGGAGUUUAGCAAAGAUCAUCCCCAGACUUUAUCUAUCCAGAUUGCCCUGCGUUCUCUGCUGAUGGAGGACUUACUGGAGAAGAAUCCAGAUUCCAAAUAUAAGAACCUGAUGGUAUCUCGAGGAGCUCCUAAGCCAUCUAGUUUAGCACAAAAAGAAUAUCUUUCUCAGUCUUGCCCCUCAGUGUCCAAUGUGGAAUAUCCCGAUAUGCCUCGUUCUCUCCCUUCCCACAUGGAAGAAGCUCCUAAUGUCUUCCAGUUGUAUCAGAGACCCACCUCUACAUCCCGGAAAAAGCAAAAGGAAGUCCCAGACAAGGACUAUCCCUUGACCCCACCUCCUUCUCCAACAGCGAAUGAGCCCAAGAUACUUGUUGGAAAGAGUAAAUUUGAUGAUUCCUUAGUCCACAUCAACAUAUUCUUGGUAGAUAAGAAACAUCCAGAAUUCUCUUCCAGUUACAGUCGAGUGAACCGGAGCAUUGAUGUUGAUUUUAAUUGCUUGGAUGUGCUGAUCACACUGCAAACCUGGGUCGUGAUAUUAGACUUUUUUGGAAUCGGCUCCACUGCAGACAACCAUGCAAUGAGGGUGCCUCCUGAGGGCAUUCUACACAAUGUGAAGUCGGAGCCACAUGCCUCCAUGGAGUCUGGACUGGAUCCAGUGAACACCAAGCUGGAUCUCAAGGUUCAUUCACUUUCUCUGGUGCUGAAUAAGACAACCAGUGAGCUUGCCAAAGCAAAUGUGUCCAAAUUAGUAGCACACCUGGAAAUGAUUGAGGGAGACCUGGCCUUACAGGGCAGCAUUGGGAGUCUGUCUCUAAGUGACCUCACGUCCCAUGGAGAGUUCUACAGAGAACGGUUCACUACAAGUGGAGAAGAAGCACUUAUCUUCCAGACUUUUAAAUAUGGACGGCCUGACCCUCUGCUCCGGAGAGAACAUGACAUUCGCGUGAGCCUCCAGAUGGCCUCUGUGCAGUAUGUGCAUACUCAGCGUUUCCAGGCAGAGGUGGUGGCCUUCAUUCAGCAUUUCACUCAGCUGCAAGAUGUCUUAGGGCGCCAGCGAGCUGCUAUUGAGGGGCAGACGGUGAGAGAUCAAGCCCAGCGCUGUUCACGGGUUCUCCUGGAUAUUGAGGCUGGUGCUCCCGUUCUCCUGAUCCCAGAGAGUUCUAGGUCAAAUAAUCUGAUUGUAGCAAAUUUGGGGAAGUUGAAAGUGAAAAAUAAGUUUAUCUUUGCUGGUUUUCCUGGCACCUUUUCCUUACAUAAUAAGGAUUUGAUUUUACGUGGCAGUGCAUACAAGGACCGCGUUUUCUUCAAGGAAUCUGUGCCUUCAGCUCCCCCAACGGGUACUCCCAAACACAGUCUGAGGAAAACAACGAGCUCAGAGGAGCCCAAGGGAACCCAUUCCCAGGGGCAGUUCACAAUGCCUCUUGCUGGAAUGAGCCUGGGCAGCCUGAAGAGUGAGUUUGUGCCCAGUACCUCCACCAAGCAGCAAGGGCCACCACAACCCGCACUGUCUGUGGGCCAAGCGUCUAGUAGUCCAGAAGACCAUGUCUGCCUGCUGGAUUGCAUUGUCGUGGAUCUCCAGGACAUGGACAUCUUUGCUGCAGAGAGACAUCCAAGAGAAUACUCCAGGGCACCAGAGGACAAUAGUGGAGACCUCAUCUUCCCUUCCUAUUUUGUGCGACAGACAGGAGGAAGCUUCUUAACCGAGCCUUGUAGGCUGAAAUUGCAGGUGGAAAGGAAUUUGGAUAAAGAAAUAAGUCAUACUGUGCCAGACAUAUCUAUCCAUGGCAAUCUCUCCUCAGUCCACUGCUCUCUGGAUCUAUGUAAAUACAAGCUGAUUCGUGGCUUGUUAGAGAACAACCUGGGAGAACCCAUAGAAGAAUUUAUGCGGCCUUAUGAUUUACAAGAUCCAAGAAUUCAUACUGUUCUGAGUGGAGAAGUGUACACUUGCAUGUGCUUCCUCAUUGAUAUGGUGAAUGUAAGUCUGGAGCUUAAAGAUCCCAAAAGAAAAGAAGGUGCUGGGUCCCUAGCCAGAUUUGACUUCAAGAAAUGUAAACUGCUCUAUGAAAGUUUUUCCAACCAAACCAAGUCCAUUAACUUGGUUUCCCAUUCCAUGAUGGCUUUUGACACCCGUUAUGCUGGGCAGAAGACCAGCCCUGGGAUGACAAAUGUGUUCAGCUGUAUCUUUCAGCCCGCUAAGAACAGCAGCACCAGCCAAGGAUCCAUUCAGAUUGAACUGCAUUUCAGAUCUACCAAGGAUUCCUCCUGCUUUACAGUAGUUCUCAACAAUCUCCGUGUGUUUCUCAUAUUUGACUGGCUACUGUUAGUCCAUGAUUUUCUCCAUACUCCCAGUGAUAUUAAGAAACAAAGUCAUGUUACUCCUUCUCGUCACCGUAACUCUAGCAGUGAAUCUGCUAUAGUUCCCAAAACUGUGAAGAAUGGAGUAGUUACCAAGCGAUCUUCCCUUCCUGUGUCCAACGAAAGGCAUCUGGAGGUCAAGGUCAAUGUAACAGGCACGGAGUUUGUGGUCGUUGAAGAUGUGUCCUGCUUCGACACCAAUGCCGUUAUUCUGAAAGGUACCACGGUGCUCACCUAUAAGCCCCGGUUUGUUGAUCGCCCCUUUUCAGGAAGUUUGUUUGGCAUCGAGGUGUUUUCAUGCCGACUAGGGAAUGAGCAUGAUACAGCUCUUUCAAUUGUGGAUCCCGUACAAAUUCAAGUGGAGUUGGUAGGGAAUUCUUCUUAUCAAAAUAGUUCAGGAUUGAUGGAUGCAUUCAAUAGUGAAGAUUUCCCACCUGUCCUAGAGAUUCAGUUACAAGCCCUGGAUAUCAGACUCUCCUAUAACGAUGUUCAGCUAUUUCUUGCCAUUGCAAAAUCCAUCCCAGAGCAAGCUAAUGCUGCAGUGCCAGACUCAGUGGCCCUGGAGUCAGACUCCGUUGGCAGUCACCUUCCAGGUGCAUCUCACAUUGGAGAGGAAAUCAGAGAAGGGACAAGACACACCUUAGAUCCUGUCUUGGAGUUACAACUGGCUAGACUGCAGGAGCUGGGAUUCAGCAUGGAUGAUUGUCGCAAAGCUCUUUUGGUGUGUCAAGGCCAAUUGAAAAAGGCAGCAAGUUGGUUGUUUAAGAAUGCGGAACCUCUGAAGUCUCUUUCCUUGGCCUCCACCAGCGGUGAUCGCCCGGGGGCUGUGGCAGCACCGUUGAUCUCUGGCGUGGAGAUCAAAGCCGAGAGUGUGUGCAUCUGUUUCAUCGAUGACUGCAUGGAUUGUGAUGUUCCUCUCGCUGAACUCACCUUUUCCCGUCUGAAUUUUCUUCAGCAUGUGAGAACUAGCCCUGAAGGCUACGCCCACUUCACCCUUUCUGGAGAUUAUUAUAACCGUGCUCUUUCAGGCUGGGAGCCAUUUAUUGAGCCUUGGCCAUGCUCUGUAUCCUGGCAACAGCAGGCAGCUAGUCGUCUCCAUCCUCCUCGACUGAAGCUAGAAGCCAAGGCCAAACCCCGUUUGGAUAUCAAUAUCACUUCUGUGUUAAUUGACCAGUAUGUAAGUACCAAGGAAUCGUGGAUGGCAGAUUACUGUAAAGAUGAGAAGGAAAUAGAGUCAACUAAAUCAGAAGACUGGAUGGGCUCUUCGGUGGAUCCUCCAUGUUUUGGACAAAGCCUCCCCCUUGUCUACCUUAGAACUAGGAGUACAGCCAGUCUGACUAACCUAGAGCACCAGAUCUAUGCUAGAGCAGAGGUGAAGACCCCUAAGCGCCGGCAGCCAUUUGUCCCCUUUGCGCUGAGGAAUCACACGGGGUGCACUUUGUGGUUUGCCACCCUGACCACCACACCCACCAGGGCUGCAUUGUCUCACAGUGGGAGUCCAGGGGUAGUUCCAGAAGGGAAUGGAACAUUUCUCGAUGAUGCUCACAAUGUUAGUGAAUGGCGAGAAGUCCUCACAGGUGAAGAGAUUCCCUUUGAAUUUGAAGCAAGAGGAAAGUUAAGACACAGACACACCCAUGACCUCCGGAUUCAUCAACUGCAAGUGAGAGUAAAUGGCUGGGAGCAAGUGAGCCCAGUGUCUGUGGACAAAGUCGGGACCUUUUUUCGAUAUGCAGCACCAGAUAAAAAUUUAUCUUCCUCUACGAUUGGCAGCCCAAGCAGCAGAACAAAUAUUAUACAUCCCCAGGUUUAUUUCUCUUCACUCCCACCAGUGCGGGUGGUCUUUGCAGUGACUAUGGAAGGCAGUGCGCGGAAGGUGAUCACUGUCCAGUCAGCCCUCAUUGUGAGGAACAGACUUGAGACGCCAAUGGAACUAAGACUGGAUAGCCCGUCAGCUCCAGACAAGCCAGUGGUGCUUCCUGCUGUCAUGCCAGGGGAUUCGUUUGCGGUGCCUUUACACCUCACUUCUUGGCGGCUACAGGCUCGGCCCAAAGGAUUGGGUGUAUUUUUCUGUAAGGCUCCUAUUCAUUGGACCAAUGUAGUGAAGACUGCAGAGAUUAGUAGCAGUAAACGAGAAUGCCACUCUAUGGACACAGAAAAAAGCCAGUUUUUCAGGUUUUGUGUGGCUAUAAAGAAAGAGAAUUAUCCAGAUUAUAUGCCCUCAAACAUAUUUUCUGACAGCGCAAAACAGAUUUUCAGACAGCCUGGGCACACCAUAUAUCUCCUGCCAACCGUGGUAGUCUGCAACUUGCUACCCUGUGAACUUGAUUUUUAUGUUAAAGGAAUGCCAAUUAAUGGGACACUGAAACCUGGCAAGGAGGCAGCCCUCCACACAGCUGAUACAUCCCAGAACAUUGAACUAGGGGUAUCACUGGAGAAUUUCCCUCUCUGUAAAGAAUUGCUCAUUCCACCUGGAACCCAAAACUAUAUGGUGAGAAUGCGACUCUAUGACGUCAACCGUCGGCAGCUAAACCUCACCAUCCGGAUUGUGUGUCGAGCAGAAGGAUCCUUAAAGAUCUUCAUUUCUGCUCCAUAUUGGCUGAUUAACAAAACAGGAUUGCCGCUGAUCUUCAGACAGGACAAUGCCAAGACAGAUGCUGCAGGCCAGUUUGAGGAGCAUGAGCUGGCCCGGAGCCUGAGUCCUCUCUUAUUCUGCUAUGCUGACAAAGAGCAGCCAAACCUCUGCACGAUGAGAAUCGGAAGGGGGAUUCAUCCAGAAGGCAUGCCGGGCUGGUGUCAGGGCUUCUCCCUGGAUGGUGGUAGUGGUGUCCGAGCUUUGAAAGUCAUCCAGCAAGGAAACCGCCCAGGGCUGAUCUAUAACAUUGGUAUUGAUGUCAAGAAAGGCCGAGGUCGAUACAUUGAUACCUGCAUGGUCAUCUUUGCCCCCCGUUACCUGUUAGAUAAUAAGUCAUCUCACAAGCUUGCAUUUGCACAGAGAGAAUUUGCCAGGGGACAGGGAACAGCCAAUCCCGAAGGUUACAUUUCCACCCUUCCUGGUUCCAGUGUGGUGUUCCACUGGCCUCGGAAUGACUAUGAUCAGCUAUUGUGCGUCAGACUGAUGGAUAUUCCCAAUUGUAUUUGGUCUGGAGGCUUUGAAGUCAACAAGAAUAAUUCCUUCCAUAUCAACAUGAGGGAUACCUUGGGAAAAUGCUUCUUCCUACGAGUGGAAAUUACUCUCCGAGGAGCUACGUAUAGAAUCUCAUUUAGUGACACAGAUCAGUUACCUCCUCCUUUCCGAAUUGACAACUUUUCUAAGGUCCCGGUUGUCUUUACUCAGCAUGGCGUAGCUGAACCCAGGCUCCGGACUGAAGUGAAGCCCAUGACUUCAUUGGAUUAUGCCUGGGACGAACCCACCUUGCCACCUUUUAUCACUCUGACUGUUAAAGGGGCAGGGUCCUCUGAGAUCAACUGCAACAUGAAUGAUUUCCAGGAUAAUCGGCAGCUUUAUUAUGAAAAUUUCAUUUAUAUUGCUGCUACAUAUACAUUCUCUGGCUUGCAGGAGGGAACAGGCAGGCCUGUGGCUUCCAACAAGGCCAUUACCUGUGCAGAGCUCGUCUUGGAUGUCUCACCCAAGACACAAAGAGUCAUUUUAAAGAAGAAGGAACCAGGAAAGCGUUCUCAGCUAUGGAGGAUGACAGGAACAGGAAUGCUUGCUCAUGAGGGCUCUUCAGUUCCUCACAACCCCAAUAAGCCCUCAGCUGCCCGCUCCACCGAGGGGUCUGCCAUCUUAGAUAUUGCUGGUCUCGCUGCAGUGACUGACAACAGAUAUGAGCCGCUGAUGCUGAGAAAGCCUGACCGCAGGCGAAGUACAACUCAGACGUGGAGUUUCCGAGAAGGAAAACUGACGUGUGGGUUACAUGGGUUGGUUGUCCAGGCCAAAGGAGGACUUUCUGGUUUGUUUGAUGGCGCUGAAGUUGUUCUGGGUCCUGACACUUCCAUGGAGCUUUUGGGGCCAGUUCCACCUGAACAACAAUUUAUUAAUCAAAAAAUGAGACCUGGUUCUGGAAUGUUAUCCAUCAGAGUCAUCCCAGAUGGACCAACCAGAGCACUCCAGAUUACAGAUUUCUGCCAACGGAAAAGUGACCGUUCAUAUGAAGUGGAUGAACUUCCUGUCACCGAAAAAGAGCUGCAAAAAUUAAAGAAUCCAGAUACAGAACAGGAAUUGGAAGUGCUUGUGAGGUUAGAAGGUGGAAUAGGGUUGUCCUUAAUUAAUAAAGUCCCAGAAGAACUGGUCUUUGCAAGUCUUACAGGAAUCAAUGUGCACUAUACACAGCUGGCAACCAGUCACAUGCUUGAACUCAGCAUACAGGAUGUACAGGUGGACAAUCAGCUCAUCGGCACCACGCAGCCCUUCAUGCUCUAUGUGACUCCCCUGAGCAAUGAGAAUGAGGUCAUCGAGACUGGACCAGCCGUGCAAGUCAACGCAGUGAAGUUCCCCAGUAAGAGUGCACUGACCAACAUCUACAAGCAUCUGAUGAUCACAGCUCAGAGAUUCACAGUGCAAAUUGAGGAGAAACUGCUCCUCAAGCUGCUAAGUUUCUUUGGCUACGAUCAAGCAGAAUCAGAGGUUGAAAAAUAUGAUGAAAACCUCCAUGAAAAGACAGUCGAGCAAGGUGGAACACCAGUUCGAUACUACUUUGAAAAUCUCAAAAUCAGCAUUCCUCAGAUCAAGCUAAGUGUGUUCACCUCCAACAAGCUGCCACUGGAUCUUAAGGCCCUAAAAAGUACCUUGGGAUUUCCUUUGAUACGGUUUGAAGAUGCUGUGAUUAAUCUAGAUCCAUUCACUCGGGUACAUCCCUAUGAGACCAAGGAGUUCAUCAUCAAUGAUAUCCUCAAACAUUUCCAGGAGGAACUCCUCAGCCAGGCAGCUAGAAUCCUGGGAUCAGUGGAUUUUCUUGGCAAUCCUAUGGGGCUUUUGAAUGAUGUUUCCGAAGGGGUUACUGGACUGAUAAAGUAUGGAAAUGUUGGGGGCCUCAUCAGAAAUGUUACACACGGGGUAUCAAACUCUGCAGCCAAGUUUGCCGGGACAUUAUCAGAUGGCUUAGGGAAGACGAUGGACAAUCGGCAUCAGUCAGAGCGGGAGUACAUCAGGUACCACGCAGCCACAAGUGGUGAACACCUCGUAGCCGGCAUCCACGGCCUGGCUCAUGGUAUCAUUGGUGGACUGACCAGUGUUAUAACUUCAACAGUGGAAGGUGUGAAAACAGAAGGCGGUGUCAGCGGUUUCAUAUCUGGCCUUGGAAAAGGGCUUGUUGGCACUGUAACCAAGCCAGUGGCAGGCGCCCUGGAUUUUGCAUCAGAAACAGCCCAGGCGGUGAGAGACACAGCCACACUUAGUGGCCCCAGGACUCAAGCACAGAGGGUUCGGAAACCGCGAUGCUGCACAGGGCCCCAGGGGCUGCUUCCCCGAUAUUCAGAGAGCCAGGCGGAAGGACAGGAGCAGCUCUUCAAACUCACGGACAACUCUCAGGAUGAAUUCUUCAUCGCCGUGGAGAACAUUGACAGCUACUGCGUGCUCAUCUCCUCCAAAGCAGUUUACUUCCUGAAAAGUGGAGACUACGUGGACCGAGAAGCCAUUUUCCUAGAAGUCAAAUACGAUGACCUCUACCACUGCCUUGUCUCCAAAGACCAUGGGAAAGUGUACGUGCAGGUGACCAAGAAGGCCGUGAGCACGAGCAGUGGAGUGUCCAUCCCAGGCCCUUCCCACCAGAAGCCGAUGGUCCACGUGAAAUCUGAGGUCCUCGCUGUCAAGUUGUCACAAGAAAUAAACUACGCAAAGAGCCUCUACUAUGAACAACAGCUUAUGUUGAGACUCAGUGAAAACCGAGAGCAGCUGGAGCUGGACUCCUGAAGCCCCAGCUGCCCAGACGCACGCUCCCGUCGCGGCCAGACCCGGGAGGAAAGAGGCCGAGCUCAAGGCUUACGUUAGAGGCGGAGCCAGAGUCGGCUUUAGGGAAGUUGUCAUGGAAUGAGGGAAGGUAAAUGCUCAUUAGGAAAAAUGCAAAUGGAAAUCAUAUUAAUUUGUGAGGCAGGGAGUUAGUUUAGAUUGUGAGAAUUAAUUUUUAAAGGUAUUGGUUAAAUAACAUUUAAAAACAUGUACUGAGAUGAAUCUAAUUUUUAGAUUGCCCUGUAUUUUGUUAACAUGUAUAUAUGUACAACUGUGUGUUUGUAAAUAUAUAGGAACAUUUCUGAACAGGGCCUGUGCUGUGUGUAAAGGUUUGUUAACUGUAAAGUAAUAUAAAAUUAUAUUGGAUCUUCUAUUGCACUAAUUCUACAUGUCUAAUUCAGGAUACUGUCUAUAGAAAGUCAUUCUUAAAAGUUAAAGAAUGUUAUGUCUUAGUUUUGGAGACUAAAGUAUUCCCAGGAAAGUGGGUUGAGGUGAGAGCUGUGUCCCUGAGGAGGGACGCCUUUGACAUCGUGGCUGUCCAGUUGGUCCAUGAGCGGUGGCACCCAAGACUGGCGCUGGCCCUUCCAAAGGAUCUAGGAGAGGGGCUUGGGAGCCCACCUUUAAUUUCUGAGCCCAAUUUUACAAAGAGUGCUUAGAUUCUCACAAAUGAUGUAAGUUACCUCUUUGGCUUUUUCCUAACUAGUCUUAACCAAACUUGGAGGGAAACCUGCGUUCUGUUACCACACACGUGCAAAUCAGCAUUCUCAGUUUUCUCAGGUUAUUACUAGAGAGGGUUGAAACAUGGUUAAACUCUGUUGAUUGAGAAGGAGAAGAAAAAUCCCAUUGAACUGUUGCAACAAAUCAGAAAUCCACAUAAGCGUGCUCUCCUUCCUGGGCACCAAGAACAAAGCCCUGCAACUCUUUUCUUUUUAAUAAAGCCACCUGCAGGCAUCACAGCUCCACAGCCCGAGGGGACACAGGGAUGGUAACCCCAGGAUAAGAAAGGAUGGGGGAGAUUCCAGAGAGGGGGAUGAAGUAGGAGUACUAAAAAGCUGUAUUUGUAACCUUUUCGUGGAACCAAGAUUUGACGAAAGCGUCUCUUAUCCUUAGUUUUAAAUUCCGGCUGGGAGCAAGGCCUGGUGUGAGCACCCUGGGUCUUGCUUUCGGUGUUUCUCUUUUCUGUAAGGAUUAAGCCAAUAGGGAGAGGGGAAAAGGGGCCUCACUUUAGAAUGAAUGACUCACCUUGUGAUUUUUAAAUUUUUAUUUUAAUAAAGCUAAUCAAUUUCUACAACCUUGUCACAUGUAGCUGAGUCUGGGAUGACUCAGUGGAUGCGUGGAAGAUUUUGGUGUUUAUAACUCAUGACCCAAAUCCUUCCAAGACACAAAUGAAGCUAAUCUCCUUCCCCCCUUUCCUCUCCCACUUCCCCUCCGUGUUUGUGUGUGUGUCUGUGUGUGUAUGUCUGUUUGUGUAUGUGUGUCUGUGUGUGUGUGUGCCCACAUGCACGCGUGCAGAGAGGAAGGAAGGGAGCUUUAGCACAAGUGCUUUAGUUACCUAGUGUUCAAGGAUCAGCUUUCUUAAACUGAGGCUUGGAGGCCUUCACUGAACUCCAAAUGAGUGGAUUGCAGAAUAGAAACUUGGCUUUUGCAGCAUUGGGUGGGUUUUAGUUUGUUUGUGUUUUGCUGGGGGGUAGUCAUGAUUGUAUCAGCACUUAUGCACUGCUCAAGAUCGCAGCAGAAGGCAGCCAAGUGGCAGCCCCUCCCCAGCUUCCUCCUCAGCCUCCCUCCUUGCACCCCCACGAGUUUGGCUUGUGGUUUUUGUCAUCAGUAACCCGCUGCCUGAGAUCAUGAUCUCUUAAAAGAUGAGACUCUCUGAAGGGUUGAUUGUAUGCGUCAGUGAGCUUUCUGUCGCCUUCUGGAACAAAGUCACUUGAAAUUUCUUGAUGAGAUUAAGGAGUUUAGUAUUACUAAAGAAUCUGCUUUGGGCCGCAGCAGCUCGGGGGAUUCUCAGAUCUCACUGCAGGAAGCUUAGUUGUGGGCUGCCCUGUAGGCUGGUACUUUAGGAAGAAUCCAGAGAAGUGUUUAGAUGCCCUCCUUGGGCUCCUUUCUAAUUUUAGUCAGCUCUUUAAAUAGCUGCCCAUCUCCUGUGAUUGCACAACCAAGCACUUUGACAUUUGCACCUUAGGAGAGGCAGAUGUUAAAAUGGAAUCCAAAGACCAACUAGAGUGGGGCUAGGUGGGAGGUGGAAGGGCCACUGCUGUCUGCUCCACUUCUCAGCUCUCCCUGCUGUGCAGCCCUGGGCCAGGCAUGGCCAGAAGGUUUCAGGGACAUUUGACAUCCACUCCUGGUUCUCACCAGGAAAUCAUCCAAAGCUUUGGAGGAAGCAGGCCCUGCCCCUGGCUCCUUGAAUGCCCGUUUCUUUCUAAGUUGCUAUUCAGACAGCAAUGUCUCAGACUUCGUUAUGAUCAUUUCUGCCGCUUUCCUUUCUGCCUCAAACACACAGUUCAUCUCUGAGGAAAGUAAAAUAAAUGGAAUAAGGGGAAAUUGGGUAAGGAGCUCUCCAAAGCCACCCAGUCCUUUGACCCAGCACAGUUGGCUACCCGUGUCACUGCCUGGCUGUCUGCUUCUCUCUGCUCACUGAAAGGUGAGCCAGGCCCUGGGCCUGGUCACUACAGUGGGAAACAGACAAGCGGCCCCUCCCCUAACCCUAGAGUGUCAUGCUGCUUGGUGGGGACUCACCUCAGUGUUCCGAAGGCUCCAGGGCCACUUUGUUUGUAAGUAUAAUCUGUGCCUCAAAAUACCAUAGUAGCUGCUUGAUAAAAUAAUAAAAAUAAAAUACCUGGUUCUCUAUUAUGUAAGCACUAUUACAGUCACCAGUGUGUUAAGACUCUGGAGUCUGGUUCUCAUAACAGAGUCGUCACUUUUCUUCCUGUGGAAUAAAAUGCUCUGUGGACUUCCCAAA
Molecule: messenger RNA, 17848 nt
Organism: Callithrix jacchus (white-tufted-ear marmoset)
Lineage: Eukaryota; Metazoa; Chordata; Mammalia; Primates; Cebidae
Gene: VPS13D
Product: vacuolar protein sorting 13 homolog D
Biological process (GO): protein targeting to vacuole; protein retention in Golgi apparatus; mitochondrion organization
Molecular function (GO): protein binding
Source: RefSeq, a predicted model, not a curated record